Messenger RNA from Quercus lobata, 1821 nucleotides. RefSeq lists its product as uncharacterized. NCBI's taxonomy places the organism in Eukaryota, Viridiplantae, Streptophyta, Magnoliopsida, Fagales, Fagaceae. The coding region runs from base 1 to 1821 and encodes 606 amino acids. The transcript is spliced from 3 exons. The record is from RefSeq and is a predicted model, not a curated record. Gene Ontology annotation, molecular function: protein dimerization activity.
AUGGAUGCGUUAUAUUGUCUACCUUGCUACCUUUUUAGUAAGAAACCAAUAGGUUGUCCCGAAUCAGAUGCAUUCAUUUCAACAGGUUUUAAUAAUUGGAAAAAGGUGAAAGAUGGAAUGAAUUGUCCUUUAAUUCGUCAUGAAGGGAAAGAACCAAACUCCCCACAUAAAAUUGCUGUGAAAUGUUGCAAGGAUUUAAAGAAUUAUUCACGACAUAUUGACAAGCUAAUUGAGAAACAAACGUCAAAAGAAUUAGACAAUAAUCGGUUGCGGCUCAAAACCUCAAUAGAGUGUGCUCGAUGGCUAGCAUUCCAAGCUUGUGCUUUUAGAGGUCAUGAUGAAAGCCUUGAUUCAAAAAAUAGAGGCAAUUUUAUUGAAUUGAUAAAAUUCACAUCAACUUUCAAUGACAAAGUAGCUAGUGUUGUCUUGGAAAAUGCUCCAGGAAAUGCCAAAUAUACAUCACCCACAAUUCAAAAGGAGAUUUUGCAUAUUCUUGCUAGUAAUGUGCGAAAUGCUAUUCGUGAAGAAAUUGGGGAUGCAAAAUUUUGCAUUCUUGUUGAUGAGGCCCGGGAUGAGUCGAAGAGAGAGCAAAUGGCCAUCAUUUUGAGGUUUGUUGAUAAAGAAGGUUUCAUUAAAGAGCGUUUCUUUUAUGUUGUGCAUGUUAGAGACACUACUGCAUUGACUUUAAAGAAUAAGAUAUGUGCUGUCCUUUCUCGUUACAACCUCCACAUUGAAAAUAUUCGAGGUCAAGGAUAUGAUGGGGCUAGUAACAUGCGUGGUGAAUGGAAUGGAUUACAAGCUCUUUUUCUUAAAGAUUGCCCAUAUGCUUAUUAUCGUAAUGAUGAAUUGCAACAUGCUCAAGCAGAACAAGUUGAGAAUAUGAUUGCUUCUAAUGAAAUUGAGACUGGAAGAGGUGCAAACCAGAUUGGAACUUUGCAACGAGCUGGAGAUACUAGGUGGGGAUCUCAUUUUCAAUCUAUUUGUAGUUUAAUUAAAAUGUUUGAUGCUACUUGCAAAGUUAUCAACUCUAUCUCUGAGGAAGGGGCUAACUAUAAACAACGUAGUGAUGCCGAGGGAGCUUAUCAGUUGAGAGAUGAUGGAUGGGAGCCUUUACUUGCUAGUGUUAUAUCAUUUUGUGAGCAACAUGAAAUUGAUACUCCUGAUAUGAAUGCUCGUUACACUAAAGGUCGAGGUAGAUAUCGUCGUCAAGAUGACGAUUUAACAAUGGAACAUCAUUUUAGAAUUGGCAUAUUUACAGUUGCAAUAGACUUUCAAUUACAAGAAUUGAAAAGUAGAUUUUGUGAGCUAACAACGGAACUUGUCAUUCUUAGUUCAGCUUUAAAUCCCAAGGAUGCUUUUAGAUUAUUCAAAAUUGUUGAUAUAUGCAAUUUGGUUAAGAAAUAUUAUCCUCAAGAUUUCACUGAACAUGAACGAGAACUUUUGGAGUCUCAAUUGCAACAUUAUGAACUUGAUGUGAUAAAACAUCCAGAUUUUCAAAAUAUAAGUACAAUUUCUGAGCUAUGUAGGGGAUUAAAAAUUUCAGGAAAGUCUAAAAUCUAUUUUUUGAUUGAUAGACUUAUUCGUCUUGUGUUGACCUUUCCAGUUUCUACAGCAACUACAGAACGAGCUUUCUCAGCUAUGAAGUUGUUAAAAACAAGACUUCGCAAUACAAUGGAGGAUGAGCUUUUGGCAGAUAAUAUGAUAGUUUAUAUAGAGAAGGAAAUUGCAGGGAAUUUCACUAUAGAGAUGAUAAUGGAUGAAUUUUAUUCUAUGAAAAAUCGUCGUCAGGCAUGCUUUGAUCCGGUUGAUGACCCGACCUGA